Episyrphus balteatus (marmalade hoverfly) is the source of this 10439-nucleotide messenger RNA. RefSeq lists its product as uncharacterized. The transcript has 15 exons. Lineage: Eukaryota; Metazoa; Arthropoda; Insecta; Diptera; Syrphidae. The record is from RefSeq and is a predicted model, not a curated record. Bases 217 to 10224 code for a protein of 3335 amino acids.
UCUAAUCGUUUAAAUUAUGUCCAACGUGUAUAUCACAUAAAGAUUAAAAACAAUAUUCCUCCGAUAACGAUUCACAUUCAGAGCCUAUAUAAAUCGAUUUAAAGAAGUGACAUGAAUUAGUCCCGACAAAUAAACGCUUUAACUGCUAUCGAUUGGUUUUUCUAGUCGAAUAAAGUUUUUGAAUUUUUUCUUUGGAAAAAAUCGCGGACAUGCGAUAUGAUGUCCUUAAAAUAUAAGUUCGGUUUAAUUUUAGGAAUUUUAUUAAUUAGUGGAAAUUUAGUAUCUAGUCAAUGGCCGGAACAUCUCAUGAAUUGUUAUACCUGCGAGGGUGAUUGUACUCGUAAAUUUGGAACUAUCAACACAUGCACUGGGAAUGCCAAACAAUCAUGUGUUUCAGUUUUUAGUGAAGAUGGAACAUCUGUCAUUGCUCGAGGAUGUAGUGACAAAAUUGCUGAAAAAUAUGCUACAUACUGUAAUGAAAAUAGUGACAGCUGUCUAAGUUGCUCGAAUUCAAAUACUGGUUGUAAUAAUGUUGUUGGAAGAAGUGAAUACGUGCCUUGCUUGUCAUGUAAUUCAUGGACUGAUAAAAAUUGUGUUACCAAUCCAAGUUUAAUUACAACAACAAAAUUGUGUCAGGAGUCUUGUUUGGUAGCAUUCUAUGCUGAAAAUGCAACAGAUUCAAAUUCACCAUACGUCCUGUCACGAACAUGUAACGAACAAAUUGAAGUUAUGGACAUGUGCUCAAAAGGCAAAGAUGCUUCCUGUAAAACUUGCAAAGGUAGCAAAUGUAAUGUAAAAAAUGUACCAGAAAAUCGCUCGAAAUGUUACAAAUGUUAUGGUGACGAUUGUGAAGAUCCAAAAAGUGAGCUAUGUGUCAAUUAUGCUGAAGAUGAGCAGUGUUACUUUAAGUUUGACGAUCAAAACGAUAUUAUAAGAUUGGGUUGCCGCAGUGAUUUGGAACCAGAAGAUGUAGUGGCACAGGUUAAGAGUAAAAAUUUACUACUUUGCGAUGGAUCAGAAUGUAAUUUCUUUGAUAAAUUGCCACGUGAAUCACAUUGUAAAGUGUGCAAUUCGGAAACAGAUGAAAAUUGUGCUAUUGAUGCAAGUAAAAUAGCAAAGAGUGCAACAUGUAGUAUGCCCUAUUCACAGUGCUAUUCUAUGGUAUCUGGUGGAAAGACAAUUCGAGGAUGUAUAACUGAUCUGUCAGAUGACGCAUUUUAUGAAUGUUUGACCAAUGGUGGCAAAAACUGUCAACCAUGCAGCGGAGAAAACUGCAACGAACAGAUUUUUAACAACACCGUGGUGAAAAAUGAAAAUAUCGGAGAUCCAGGUUAUUGGCAAGGACUACCACUAAAUUGCUACACUUGUGAGGGAGAUCAUUGUGCCACAUCGAAUGGUUUAAUAAGAAAAUGUCAAGAAAACGAUUUGCAGACGUGUACUACUGUUUUCAGUAAAAAUGGUCAAGUAAUCGCACGUGGAUGUAGUGAUGACGUGGCACAAAACCAUGAAGCCUAUUGUGAAGCAAACCCUAGUGAUUGCCUGCAGUGCAAGUCGAGUGGAUGCAAUAUAGCAGUUAGUAAAUCCGAAUAUAUUGAUUGUAUAUAUUGUGAUGCAAAAACUAAUGCAAAGUGCAAUAUUGACAUUCAAAACGUCAAUACAACUCGUAAAUGUCAUAAAGCUUGUAUGACAGCAUUAUAUCCUCGCACUUCGGACAUUGAUCCUGCAUAUAAUUUAAUAAGAACAUGCUUGGACGAUAAAGACUUGGAUGAUCGUGAGACAUGUGAUUCGGAUCCAUUGUGUCGCAGUUGUUCUGACAGUUCGCUUUGUAACACUCAAUUACUCCCCGAGGUGAGAAAUGUAUGUCAACAAUGUUCAGGUGAAACAUGUCAAACACCCACAGCAAAAGAAUGUCAAUCGUAUACUGCAAAUGAACAGUGUUUUAUUAUGUUUGAUGAUGAAAAAACGACAAUUUCUGAAAUGGGCUGCAAAAGUGAUUACGAUCCAGAAGAUAUUCUAUCAUUUUUGGUAUCAAAGAGAUUAUAUUUAUGCGAUGGUGAUGAUUGUAAUAAACUUGAAAAUCUACCACAAACACAUUCGUGUCGUUUGUGCAAUUCUCGAACAGAUAAAUUUUGUGCUACAGAACCGAAAAAUGUGGCAUCAUCAACUGUAUGCAAUCAACUGCCAAUUACUAGCUGUUACACAAGGCUUUUGAGUGAUGGACACACUGAACGUGGAUGUCUUUCCAGUUUAGAUGAUGAUCAGUUUUUAAAAUGUUACAAUAAUAACACAACUGAAUGUAGUAUUUGUGAUAAAGCUGUUUGCAAUGAUGAGGUUUUCCCAUCGGAUAGAAUUGCUUGUCAUACAUGCAACUCAGCUGAGGAUUCAACUUGUGAGACAACCCCAAAGCAUACCACCAUUUGUAAUCCUUACUCAAGUCGUCAAACUUGCAUUACAACCUUAAACGAUGGAAUCACUUAUCGUGGUUGCAGUUCAGAUCUGUCAUGCAGAAAUUCAAGUGAUCCAUUUACGUGUCGCAUAUGUAAUACAACCGACUGCAACAUACCAAAUUUAAAAAGACUAAGUGAUAUUAAUCCAGGACAAUGGCAAACUUUACCACUCAACUGUUAUACAUGUUCUGGAGCUGAAUGUCAAACUCGUCAAACACGAUUAAAUAUGUGUAUUGGAAAUGACAAUCAACAUUGUAUGACAGUUUUUGACAGCAAUGGAACACUUAUUCGUCGCGGAUGUAGUGAUGUUGUGGAAGAAGAAUACAAUCGAUAUUGUGAUGAAUCAAGUGACAAGUGUUUCAAUUGCAAUUCGAAUGGUUGUAAUAAUGCUACUAGUUUAAAUGAAUACAUCGAUUGUAUUCACUGCGAUUCAAGAAUAAACAAAAAUUGUGUUCAAGAUUUGACAAGUAUUGGCUCGAAACGUCGAUGUAAUACAGCAUGUAUGGUUGUAUUACAUCCAAGAAAAGAAACUUCAAUAUUCGAUCUGUCACGAUCAUGUCUCGAUGACAAGGACUUAGAUGAUCGCGAGGCAUGUGGGAGUGAUGAAUCUGUAUGUAGAAGCUGCACUUCAGAUAACUGUAAUCUAAAUGACGUUUUCGAUGAUCGUUUGGAAUGUAAUUCAUGUUCGAAUGGAAAUUGUGACAGCCCGAUUUCAUUGAAAUGUGCUGCUUAUGUCAAAAAUGACACUUGUUAUAUUCUUUUUGAUAGAGAUAGCACUGUCAAACAAACUGGAUGCACAAGUGAAUUCACUGCAAAUCAACUCGAACAAAAUAUAGAUAAAAUUAUUAGAUGUAGUGGGAAAAAUUGCAAUGAUUUAUCCAUUAUUCCAGAACCACAAAUGUGUUAUACUUGUGAUUCAUUGAAUGAUGAAAAGUGUGCAACAUUACCAAAUGAUUUAACGGUAGUCAAUGAAUGUAACAUUUUGCCAAAUGUUGACUGUUAUGUUAGGGUGAAAUAUGAUGGAUCUACAACAAGAGGAUGUGUUACAGAUUUAAGUAUAACACAACGACAAAAUUGUCUAAAUGGCAAUGAUGAAAAAUGUUUAAGUUGUUUUGGAGAUAAAUGCAAUUCAAAGGUAUUCCCCGAAGAUCGUCUAAGCUGUCACAAAUGUAACUCAAUUGACGACCCUAGCUGUCAAGAUAAACCCAAUUCUCCAGUCGUUUGUCCUGUGUACUCAUCAGAUGAAGUUUGUAGUUCUAAACUUGUAAAUGGUGACACCUACAGAGGUUGUAGCAGUGACUUUACAUGUGAUGAUUUUGACAAGCAAUAUUGCAAAAUGUGCAAUACAUCCAAUUGCAAUGUUGCCAAUUUAUACGAAAAUAACAUUGGUUAUCCAGGAAAUUGGCAAGAUUUACCAAUCAACUGUUAUACUUGUAAUGGUGGUCAAUGUGACAACAGUGCCACAUCACCCUUGAGAAAAUGUGAAAAUAAUAAUAAUCAAAAUUGUGUGACAGUUUAUAGUGUGGCCGGAGCAGUUGUACAACGUGGAUGUAGUGAUUUAAUUUUGGAAGGACAAUAUGAUCAUCAUUGUGAUUUACACCCUGAAUUAUGCAUCCAUUGUAAAUCAUCAGGAUGUAAUAAUGGCAAAAAUUUAGACGAAUAUGUAGAUUGUUUAUUCUGUGAUUCAACAACAAAUGCCAAUUGUGCAACCAAUGUGGCAGCAAUUACAAAAACAAGAAAAUGUAAAGACAAAUGUAUGACAGCUUUGUAUCCAAGAUCUGCUGAAUCUAAUUCAGCAUUAGAACUGUCACGAUCAUGUUUGGACGAUAAGGAUCCCGAUGAUCGUAUUGAAUGUGAAAAUGGUAAUGAUCCACGUUGUAAAGCUUGUCAAGGUCCCAAGUGUAAUACUGACAAACUACCAGAAAAGCGUCUUUCAUGUCUUCGUUGUUCGGGUGAUGAGUGUGAAGAUCCAACUGAGGCAAUUUGUCCAGCAUAUAGAGACAAUGAUGUUUGUUAUAUUUUGUUUGACAAUUCAAAUGACAUUGCACAAAUGGGUUGCCAGAGUGAUUUUGACAAUUCGACACUGCAAUUGCUACGCAAGAAAAUGCUCUUCUGUGAUGGUGAUAAUUGUAAUAAUUUUGAUAUAAUUCCAAGUUCACACAGAUGUGUGGAAUGUAAUUCAGCGGUGGAUCCUAAUUGUGCCUCAAAACCAGAUUCGUUGAUUAAUUUUGCACAUUGUACCAGUCUGCCAUAUACAGGAUGUUUUUCAAAAAUUAAUGCUGAUGGUCACACUGAACGUGGCUGUUUAGCUGACUUGGAAAUGGAAACAAUUGACAAAUGCAUUGGAAGCGGCGAUGAAAUCAAGUGUAGCACUUGUGAUAGCGAAAAUUGUAACAAUCAGCUUUAUCCAGAGAACCGUCAAAUAUGCUACCGCUGUACAUCAGAUGACGACGAAUUUUGUCAGACCACUCCUGUCAAUUCUGGUGCUUGUCUCCUCUAUGAAGAGAACGAUCAAUGUGGUGUUGAAAUAAAUGGUAACAACACACAUCGUGGUUGUAGUUCAGAAAUGAAUUGCAAUGGUGAAGAUCGUGAAACUUGCCGGAUAUGCUCAGCCAAUAAUUGUAACACAGUUGAUCUUUUGUCAAAUUAUAUUGGUAAACCUGGUCAAUGGCAAGAUUUGCCACUAAACUGUUAUAAAUGUGAAGGAACUACCUGUCAAACAUCACUUGGAAGUUUCAGUAUGUGUGAUAAUAAUAAUUUGCAAAAAUGCGAAACAGUAUUCGAUAGCAAUACAAAAUUAGUUGUACGACGUGGUUGUAGCGAUGAAGUUGCAAAAACACACGGUGACUAUUGUGACGCAAACAGUGGAAUGUGUCAACAAUGUAAGUCAAACGGUUGUAAUAAUGUUCGUCAAUUUAGCGAAUAUAUGGAUUGUGCUUUCUGUGAUACCACAACCAAUCCGGAUUGUGUUCUUAAUCCAACCGAUGAUGGUAUUACGACACGUAAAUGUAAGGAACAAUGUAUGGUAGCUUUGUUCCCAAGAUCAUCCGAAGAAGAUCCCUCAUACGAGCUGUCACGAUCAUGUCUCGAUGACAAGGAUCUGGAUGACAGAAAUGUUUGUAUUGAGGGCAAAGAUUCUAAAUGUAAGGCAUGCACUGGGGCGAGCUGUAAUACUAUGGAAUUCCCACUUGAACGUCACGAAUGCUGGUCAUGUCGUGGUGAAGAUUGUGAUGAUGCUCAAACUCAGGAAUGUGUUACCUACCAUCCAACCGAUCAAUGUUACAUUUUGUUUGAUAAUACAAGUUCUAUUGUUGCAAUGGGCUGUCGAAGUGAAUAUGAACAUCAAGCUGUUACCAGCCUGGUUCAGUCCAAGCAACUUUUACUAUGUAACGGAAAGAAUUGUAAUUCUUAUGAAAGUAUUCCUACUGUACAAUCUUGUAUAGUUUGUCAUUCCGCAACUGAUCCACAAUGUGCCACAAAUCCUAAUUUAAUUGUCAAUGCAAACACUUGCUCGGAUCUUCCAUACACAGGGUGUUACACACUCAUUAAUGAGGAUGGUGACACCGUACGUGGCUGUCAGUCUUCUUUGGAGAGUUCAGAAUUUUAUGGCUGUCAUACACAAUCGAAUUCAGCUUGCAGCACUUGCUCAGGAAACAAUUGCAACAGUGAAGUAUACCCCACUGGCAGAACAACAUGUCAUCGUUGCAACUCUUUAGAUGAUGGUGAAAACUGUGCAACAUCCCCAUCAAGCAAUGGUGUCUGCCCUAAAUUCAUCGAAAACGAAUCAUGUGUGACAAGCUACAAAAAUGGCGUUACAUACCGUGGUUGUUCAUCCGAAUUGUCAUGUGAUGCGUCCGAUAAGAAAACAUGUCGCAUCUGUUCGGGAUCAGCUUGUAAUACUGUCAAUUUGCAACAUGUUGCUAAGGAUGGCGAACCAGGCAAGUGGCAAGAUUUGCCAAUCAAAUGUCAAACUUGCAAAGGUGACGCAUGCAAACAGUCUAUAAUUCCUGUUGAAGUUUGUUCAAACAAUAACCUGCAAAAUUGUGUGACAGUAUUUAAUGCUCAAAACGAAGUUGUUGAACGUGGUUGCAGUGAUAGUGUCAAUGAAAAUCAAGAAAGUUAUUGCGAACAAAAUAAUGACAAGUGUUUCCGUUGUAAUUCAAAUGAAUGCAACAAAGCCACAAGUAUAAAUGAUUAUAUCCCAUGUUUGUCAUGUGACACCAGUGCUAACGCUUCGUGUGUGACAAGCCCGGAAUCUUGGAAAAAUACCCGAAUGUGUCACAAGGGAUGCAUGACAGCACUUUAUCCUAAGGCAACCGAAGAUGAUCCAGCUUACGAAACUGUACGAUCAUGUUUGGAUGACAAGGAAGUCGUUGAUCAGACAACUUGUUCAGCUGGAACAGAUGAAUUAUGUCAAUCGUGUCAAGGUCGUGAAUGUAACGUAGUUAAUAUUCCCCGAGAUCGUAGAAGCUGUUACCGUUGCUCUGGAGACGAUUGUCAAUUGCCAAAGCAAGAACUCUGUUCGGGUUACAGGAAGAACGAUCAAUGUACUUUGAUGCUUGACGAUCAAAAUAGCGUUAUCGAAGCUGGUUGCAAGAGUGAUUUUACUAACGAUCAAGUUGUAGCACUGAUCAAGAACAAACGACUUUUGCUAUGCGAUGGAGACAAUUGUAAUACAUUUGAAUCAGUACCAAGUAGUCAAAAAUGUAACUUGUGUAACUCAAAGACUGAUCCAAACUGUGCUAUUCAACCAAGCGCUAUUGAUAGUCCCACUACUUGCAAUCGAUUGCCAUACACCCAAUGUUACACUCGUGUUUUGAGUGAUGGCGCAACUGAACGAGGAUGUCUAUCAAGUUUGGAAGACGAUGAAUUCUUUAAUUGCUUGAUUGGAAACUCAACCACAUGCAAAUCUUGCGUUGGUGACCAGUGUAACAGAGAUAUUUACCCAGAGGGUCGUAAAUCAUGUCAAAUUUGUGACUCUGGAUCCGAUCCUAACUGUCAUUCCAACCCCAAUAGCCUUAGUAUUUGUCCAAAGUAUUCCGAGAAUGAUUCUUGUGUUACAUCAUUCACUGCUGGAACAACUUAUCGUGGCUGUGAAACAGAUAUCCAAUGUGAUCCAUCAGAUAAAAAGAAGUGUAGAGUUUGUACUGCUGAUGGUUGUAAUACUGUCAAUUUGGAACGCAAACAAGAUGAUAACUAUGGCAAAUGGCAAGAUCUGCCACUUGAAUGCUAUGAAUGCAAAGGAGAAGAAGAAUGUAGUCGUGCCCUUAGUAAUCCAAAGAAAUGUCAAAAUAAUAACGAACAGGACUGUUCGAUUGUGUAUAAUGAAGAAGGUGUUGUUAUAUAUCGGGGAUGUAGUGAUGAUGCUGAUGAAGAACACGAAGCUUAUUGUGAUGCCAAUGUUGAUCUCUGCUUCAAUUGCAAAUCAAAUCGUUGUAAUGGAGAAAUAUCACCUAGUGAAUUUAAUGAAUGUGUUUAUUGUGACUCGAACAAGGAUAAAUCUUGUGUCACUAAUCCCCUUUCACCACUACUAAAAUCACGUUAUUGCACGAGUCCUUGCAUGGCAGCAUUGUAUCCGUCAGAUUCCAGUUCAAAUCCAGGAUAUGAAUUAAUUAGAACAUGUUUGAAUGAUAAGGAAAAAGAAGAUCAAAGCAAUUGUGUCGAACCUGACUGUCAGUCUUGUUCUGGCAACAAUUGUAAUAUUGAUGACGUUCCUGAAAAUCGUCUACGCUGUCACUCGUGUGAAGGUGAAAACUGCGAAAACCCUGUGUCAGAGUUGUGUCCCUUGUACAAAAAAGAUGACAAAUGCUUUGCGAGAUUUGACACUUCCAAUAGUAUAACAGAAAUGGGUUGUUUGAGUGCGUUCAGAAAUCAAGAUAUUGCCGAUAUUUUGAAGACCAAACGAGUAUAUAUUUGUGAUGGUGCAGAUUGUAAUUCACAAGAUAGGUUGCCACAGGCACAAAAAUGUGUCACUUGUGACUCACGUGAUGAUGUUAACUGUGCUAUAGAUGCUCAUCAAAUUGGAACAGUUGAAAUGUGUAAUUCGAUGCCAUAUACUCACUGUCAAACAAGUAUUGCUUCAGAUGGAACAACCUACAGAGGCUGUUUGGCUGACCUUUCUACAGAUGACUUCGUCAAUUGUCUUCUCUCAGGAAAUGACACAUGCACACAAUGUGUCGGCAAUGUAUGCAACAGAGAGACCUUCCCCGCCAAUCGACUUCAAUGCUACUCAUGUGAUUCCGAAACUGAUAGAGAUUGUGAAGAUAUUCCAACAAAAUUGUCAAGCUGUCCAUAUAUCAGAGAGAGUGAAAAAUGUGUUACCGCAUUGGGUGGUAAUCGAACAGAUCGUGGUUGUAGUUCUCAAGUACUUUGUGACACAACAGACAAGAGCACCUGUCGACACUGUUCUGGAAGUGGUUGUAACACACUAAAUCUAAUGAACCAAAUGAAUGAUGAUGGAAAUCAUGGAAUGUGGCAAGAGCUUCCUCUUAAAUGUCAUAACUGCACUGGUGAAGAAUGUUUGAAAUCUCUGGGUCCAUCUGUCAUUUGUGCAGGUGGUGACAACCAAGAUUGUGUGACAGUGUUUAAUCAAGAAGGGGUUGUGGCUCGACGAGGAUGUAGCUAUGAUGUCGAAGACGAAAAAGAUCUCUAUUGUAGACAAAAUCCUGACAAAUGUAUUAGUUGUAAAUCAAAUGAAUGUAACGAUGGUUGGGAAUUGAAUGAUUUUGAAACUUGUGCCUAUUGCAAUUCAGCAAUUGAUGCAUCGUGUGUAACUCAUCCUGAUCGAAGUGGCUACGCAACAAGGAAAUGUCAAAAGGGUUGUAUGGCUGCAUCAUACACAGCAUCAAAUGGCACAACUCAAGUUAUACGAACUUGUUUGGACGAUAAGGAAGUUCAAGAUCGUUACCAAUGUAGUGCUGAGGAUGCAACAUGUUCAAGUUGUAAUGGAGACGCAUGUAACUUAUUCAAUUACCCUCGGGAUCGUUUGAGUUGUCACGUUUGCUUGGGUAGCACUUGUAUAAACACUGUUGAAGAAUAUUGUGCAGCUUAUGUCAAAGAUGACAAGUGCUAUGCAAAAUACGAAAAUGGCAAUGUUCAGCUCUCGGGUUGUUCGUCCGAUCAUGACAGUUCGGCUCUUCAAGAAUGGAGAGAAAAGAAUCAACUUUAUGAUUGUUCGGAAGGCAAUUGUAAUGCACCCGGAAAACUGCCAACUUCUCAAAAUUGUGUUGCUUGUGAUUCAAGUAGGAAUCCCGAAUGUGCAACAAAUCCAUCAAUUGUUAAUCAAACAGAUCUUUGCUUUGCACCAAUUAAUUCAUGUAUAACGAAAAUUUCAAACAAAGAUACGCUUCGUGGAUGUCUUAAUUCACUGUCUUACAAUGAGCAAUCCGUUUGCGGUACUGGUUCGGACUUGUGUGAGAAAUGUUCUGGCGAUAAGUGUAACUCAAAGAUUUAUCCAAGUGGUAGACGUUCAUGUCAUAUUUGUCAAUCUGACAAACAUGAUCAAUGUGUUAAGGACCCGAACUCAUUAUCAGUAUGUCCAAACUAUUCACAAAGCAAUCAAUGUGCUGUCACAUUUGAUGGCACUCUCACACGACGUGGUUGUACUACAGAAAUGACAUGUGAUGUGACAGAUGAUAAACAUUGUAAAAUAUGUGACGAAGAUGGUUGUAAUACAUAUCAAUUGGAUGGAGUUGGUACAAUAUUUGCCAAUAAUCUUCUAUUGACAGUUGUGGUGGCAAUUGUCGGUUUGAGAGGUGUCACAAGCAAAUGGAUCUAAAGCAGAAGAAGAAGAUAUUAACAAAAUGUCAGAAUGAUGAUGAUUAUUUUUGGUCUUUGACUAUCAUUGUAUAUUAUCAUAUAAUAUAUUAUUAAUAUUGAAAUAGUUUAAAUCAAAAUGUAUGUAAUGUAAUUUAAUUUAAAAAACAAAAAUUGAACACCUUUUUUUUUAAAUAAAAUCUAAAAUAAAUAUGGUUCAUUCAUAUUUUGUUUUAA